AUGGCAGCCACAACAGCCAAACAAGCAGGCCGCGUCAUCUUCUCCGGCAUCCAGCCGACGGGGAUACCUCAUGCAAGUACACCCACUGCAUCCAUAUCCAUGCACUCGCACUCGACUCCACACCGCGAUCCACCGCUCAAAGUCAACCAUUGCAUCUCCCUACAAGCACUGACCGCAGCUGCUGUUCCCCAUUUCCCUGAUCGUUAGAUCGGUAAUCACCUCGGAGCUCUCUCGCAAUGGCAAACACUCGUACAACAAGCGUCGACCCAACCACCCGAAGCAAGGGACCAGCUCUUCUUCUCCGUCGUCGGAUUGCACGCCCUGACCGUUCCUCAGGUCAGUCAGAGCUGCUCUCCCCGAUUCCCGGCUUGCCACUCAAAGAAAGCAGUCCUCUUCCCCCACCAGGACCCGAGCCAACUGCGCCAAGAACGAAGAGACAUGUUCGCCGUCCUCCUCGCGCUCGGACUCGGACUCGACUCCUCCCACGCGACCGUAUUCCACCAAGACCAGGUGCCUCAACAUGCCGAGUUGGCUUGGUACCUCAAUUGCAUCACUCCAGUCAAUAGGUUGAUGAGGAUGACGAGCUGGAAAGUGAGCUUCCACCCCCCCCCCCCCCGUUCAGCUACAAAUUUCGGGUCCAAGUGGAGAUGAACAGCUGAAGAUCUCUUCCGCCCCCACGGAAUCCCAUCUUGUAGAGUAAGUUGGCGACUUUACGCAACGCCAAUUCGGAAGACGAAGUCGACGACUCGCUACUCCAACUCGGAUUGUUGGCCUAUCCGGUCCUUCAAGCCGCGGAUGUAUUGCUCUACAAGUUUCGUGCCAGCUCUCACCUUCCUUCACCGGAUAAAAUGGACUCAUCCCAUCUUGACCGCUUGCGCAGAACGACCCAUGUUCCCGUAGGACAUGAUCAAGCACAACAUCUUGAACUCGCAAGGGAUACAGCCCAGAGUUGGAAUGCACGCUAUCCCGGUGCGCGGAAGGAUGGAAAAAAGGGGAAGGGCAGAGGGGUAUUUAUAAUUCCCGAGGUUAUGCUGAGUACGUCCGAAUACGCUCCUCUACUCCUCGAUACGAUCAUCUAAACACAACCACUGACAAGAAUAAAGCACCUUCAACCUUCCUUCUCCCAGCCGAACACCCGCGCAUCCAAUCCCUUCGGAACCCCCUCCAAAAAAUGUCGAAAUCGUCCCCGAACGCUUCCUCCAAAAUCCUGCUCACCGAUACACCCUCCGAAAUCACCUCCAAGAUCAAAUCCGCCGUCACCGAUUCCCUCUCGACUUCUUCCAUCACGUGGGAUCCCGAACAUCGACCUGGGAUUGCGGGAUUGUUGAGGAUUCAUUCGGGCUAUUCGGGGGAGAAUAUCGAGAGUCUCGCGAAGAGGUUCGAGAAGAGGGGUGUACAGGAUUUGAAGGCGGAGGUGACGCAGGUCGUUAUAGAAGCUUUGAGAGGGUUCAGAGAAGAGUUUGCGAGGAUUAGAGGAGAGACGGGCUGGUUGAUGGAGAGGGAGAAAGAAGGGGCGGAGAAGGCGAGAGAGGUCGCGGAGAGGACGAUGAAGGAGGUUAGAGGGGUUGUAGGAACUGACUAG
Microbotryum saponariae is the source of this 1582-nucleotide messenger RNA. The record is from the annotation of a GenBank genome assembly. Lineage: Eukaryota; Fungi; Basidiomycota; Microbotryomycetes; Microbotryales; Microbotryaceae.